AUGGACCAAAUUGAUAAGUACAAAAGGGUGGAGGAAGACCAACAGCAAGGAAAAGGGUCUGCCAACACCGAGACAGUUAAUGCAGUAUUCCGAGAACUGGUGCAUCAGGUUUUGAAGAUGAUUAAGAACGAGCUGUUCUUCAAAUGGCCGAACAAGAUGGCUGGAAACCCCAUAAGAUGCCAUCAAAACCUUUAUUGCCAAUACCAUCAGGACCAAAGGCACACUACAGAAGAUUGCAGGAAUUUGUGGGACCAUAUGGACCAGCUGGUCCGUGAAGGGAAGUUAAAGCAGCUGCUACACCAUUCCAGUGGCCAGGCGGAGCAGACAGGUUCGGAUCCCCGAAGUGAUGCUUCUUCAAAACCUCCUUUAGGAAUGAUCAGUGUCAUCUUUGCCGCUCCUGGUAGGACUAGUUCUUGUCCCUCCAGAGUGAUGUCUGUGGCUCGCCUAUUUACGAAGAAGACAUUUCGAGGCCAAAAAAAGCCAGAAUAG
Quercus robur (English oak) is the source of this 489-nucleotide messenger RNA. RefSeq lists its product as uncharacterized. Bases 1 to 489 code for a protein of 162 amino acids. The record is from RefSeq and is a predicted model, not a curated record. Lineage: Eukaryota; Viridiplantae; Streptophyta; Magnoliopsida; Fagales; Fagaceae. The transcript is spliced from 2 exons.